GGUCCUGCAUACUCUCUCUGCAAACGCCCCCAAACUCGAUCGAUAUUGGAACUGGCCAAGGUAACUGCAGAGCUGCAAAUAUUCUGUAAAGGAAUAUUAUCGAAAGUCUGCAUAUCUGCAUUCUUGUGCUAGAGUUUGAUGAUCUGCUAUUGCCCGAGACCUGAUCUUCUUCUGUUCUUGCGUGGAGAGUAUUAGAGGGGGGACCAAAAGGUUUGCAACGAUGGAUUCCUCGCCUGAGCUGUCGUCGCCUCCGCGUUCCAUAUCCGCUGAUGUUCCUUCGCCUGCCACCCGCCCAUCACGUCUAUCUAUAGACAACAAUCGUGGUGUUGCAGACAGUAAUAAUCCUCCCAACGCCGCCACAGACGCCCCUGUCAAGAAACGUCCUGGUUGCAAGAAGAAGGAAGCUGUCGUAAAAGACGAAACUCCAAAGGAAAAAAAGACACGCAAGCCGCGCACUCCCAAAGAUCCAAAUGCACCGGUGCAGUCUCGCAGGCGGAAGACUGGCUCCAAUGUUGCUGCUGUUGAUGCGAGCGAGAUCAAGGAAGAACAUGCAUCUGCUGCAUCAACAUCAUCACAUCCUCCUCCUGCUGCUGCAAAUCAGACCACGCCCCAGCCUCGCCAACAGCAAAUAGACCAGUAUUUGCCUAAUCACCAUUCUGCACAAUCCCAUCAACCCUCACAACACGACCAGCAGUCUCAGUACCACAGCGUUCCCCAGCAAUCAAGCUACACAUCGUCGUCGCAGGCUUCUUCGCGGGCGCAUCCGCAAAUACUGCACCCGCAGCAUCAGUCGCCAUCUCAAUAUUCAACGAGUGCACGCGUGUCAGAGCCGCUCCAGCAUCCCAGUGUGACGCAGUACUCUGCACCAGCUGCUGCCACUCAACCGCCUCGUCCAGCUUCCAGUGGCCAGCAUUUCGACCCUAUCCGAUCGUCCAACGUGGAAUUUAGCAGACCUAGCCACACUGCCAGUAGCAUACCUCCAAUCUCUCCUCCCACUCAGGUCGUCCACAGAGCUAGCGCGUCGCCUUCCAUUCACAGUCUUAUUGACCCCAACCCGACUGUGAACAAUGUCUCCCAAUCUAUGAAGUACACACCUCAAUCCAACAUUUCUGUCACUUCUGCGCCUGUUUCACCGCAAGCAAACAGUCGAUCUCACUUUGCAUCAGCCGCCACGGAGCCACCAAAAGCCACUCAGGUGGUGCCUGCGUCCAAUGCAAUGGAUAUUGACUCGGAGAAGGAUAACGUGGUUCGAAAGCCUGCUGCCAUGAAGAAGUCAGACUCGACUGGUGCCACCAAUUCUGCCGCGCCAACACCACCCACGAAACCUGCUCGAGCCAAAGAGCAACCACUACCCACUGGAAGUGGUCUGCUGUCAGGCACUCCGUUUGGCCCGGUCGCAUCUUCCAAUGGAACGAGUAACGGAGAUUCUCCUGCAGGGACCAACAUCUGGCUCACAUUUCCGCUUCAAGGCCAGAACAACGUGACCAUUAAUUUUGCUCGCGAGGUAGAGAAGAAAUACGGCUUCGCUGCCUUGCACCCAAAGAUUGCAGCACAAAAGGAAAGGAAACGACAGAUGGCCGCCGCUGGAGCUGCUCUAGAGAAGGCGUCCGGUGUCGCGUCCAACGACGACAUGUCACUGGAUCUGUCCGAGCCUGACAGCAAUGUCGAGAUGGGUGGCGUCGAUGGAGGUGAUGCAUCAGGAAUCAACGAAGAAGGAAAGCCAAGGAAGCGGAGAAAGAAGGUAGAAGACUACGACAAGGAGGACGAUUUCAUCGACGAUACAGAACUUGCCUGGGAGCGUCAAGCUCUCAUGGCCAAGGACGGUUUCUUCGUGUACAGCGGCCCACUUCUUACCGAAGGGGCAAAACCCACCAUAGAGAAGGCCGAUGGAACAGUCCGGCGUGGACGCGGCCGAGGACGCGGUGGUGCUACCAGAGGCGAUGGUACCACAGGUCGAGGCGGCGGACCCGGCAGUCGUGGAGGACGGGGUUCUCGCGGCGGCACGACCGUUCGUAAACCUCGCGUGACCAAAGCUGAACGUGCCUUGAUGGAGCAGGAGAAGCAGGAGCGAGAGAAAUUGGCAGCGAACAUUGCCGCCAAAUCUGCCUUGUCCUACCCCGGCACGGGCGUCAUGCAGUAAGUAAGAUAUACCCUGAGAGAGAGAGAGAGAGAGAUCUUUUGUUCGCGUGAAUAUUUGCAUUGGUAGCUCUUUGUUGAGGGUUGCCUACGACUAUAUAGAACAGGCGCGCACUGGUGUAAAAGUAGUAUAGGCGUCAUUCGCAUUUAUCUAGCUAGAGCUGCGUGCAGCCACGGA
Pseudovirgaria hyperparasitica is the source of this 2314-nucleotide messenger RNA. RefSeq names its product HPC2-domain-containing protein. Lineage: Eukaryota; Fungi; Ascomycota; Dothideomycetes; Acrospermales; Acrospermaceae. The coding region runs from base 221 to 2140 and encodes 639 amino acids. The record is from RefSeq and is a predicted model, not a curated record. The transcript is spliced from 2 exons.